Molecule: messenger RNA, 1338 nt
Organism: Lachancea thermotolerans CBS 6340
Lineage: Eukaryota; Fungi; Ascomycota; Saccharomycetes; Saccharomycetales; Saccharomycetaceae
Gene: AVT5
Product: amino acid transporter
Exons: 1
Coding region: 1-1338 (445 amino acids)
Biological process (GO): amino acid transmembrane transport
Cellular component (GO): fungal-type vacuole membrane
Molecular function (GO): L-histidine transmembrane transporter activity; L-tyrosine transmembrane transporter activity; L-arginine transmembrane transporter activity
Source: RefSeq, a predicted model, not a curated record
AUGUCUUCUUCUCUUGGUUCAGGAGUGCUGACAUUGCUACACACUGCUUGUGGAGCAGGGAUCCUGGCCAUGCCCUACGCGUUCAGGCCCUUCGGUGUUUUGCUAGGCUUCGGCAUGAUCGCGUUCUGCGGAGCAUGCUCCCUCGCAGGGCUGAUGAUCCAGGGUCGAGUGUCAAAGUACGCGGCCGAGAGGAACGCAUCUUUUUUUGCGCUCGCCCAGGUCACAUACCCCCAGCUGAGCGUGAUAUUCGACCUGGCCAUUGCAGUGAAAUGCUUCGGCGUGGGAGUCUCCUACCUGGUGGUAGUGGGCGACCUGAUGCCCCGCAUUUUUGCAACGUUCACGUCUCAUGGGCUCCUGCUGAGUCGAAAUCUGCAUAUAACCUUGGUCAUGCUUUUUGUGGUGUCGCCUCUGUGCUUCAUGAAGCGGCUAGACUCUCUGAGGUACGCGUCCAUGGUUGCCAUCUCCUCCGUUGCUUAUCUUUGCGUGUUGGUCCUGGUACAUUAUGUCUGGCCUUCGGACGAGAUUCGCGAACUCAGAGGUCAUGUUAGCCUCGGCAAACCUGUCGGCUCUUUCGCCGCGCUCUUGAGCUGCUUCCCCAUUUUCGUGUUUGCCUACACUUGCCACCACAACAUGUUUUCAAUCGUCAAUGAGCUGCGUGACAACUCACUUAAAGGCAUAUACAAAGUGUCAAUUAUCUCUGUCGCGCUCGCCAUGUCGCUGUACCUGCUCAUCGGAGGCUCGGGCUACGCAACAUUCGGCGACAAUGUAGCCGGAAACAUCAUCAUGCUGUACCCACAAUCCGCCGCUACAACUGUUGGGCGCGUGGCGAUCGCAUUGCUGGUGAUGUUGGCCUUCCCACUGCAAUGCCACCCGGCAAGGGCCUCCGUUGACCACAUUCUCCACUACUUUGGCGCAGGAAAGAGCCACGAAGCUGCGCCAUCACCCAGUUCUGAGUCCUCCCAGUUGAUACCUUCUAGUGAUACAGAAGACAUUGUUGUCGAGGAGGGGGGGCCACGCCAGCUGGCCGUGAUGCCGCUAGAAGGCAAACGCUUCAUCGCUAUCACCACCUCCAUCCUCCUACUUUCCUACUUGUUAGCCAUAUCAGUGACUUCACUGGCCCGCGUUCUUGCCGUGGUUGGUGCGACAGGGUCCACAUCCAUCUCUUUCAUUCUUCCAGGAAUCUUCGGCUUCCAACUGAUAGGCUCUGAAGAUCAACCUGGCCAAAGUUCUACGAAAACUAAAUUUCUCAAAUACCUCUCCCUAACCUUGGCUUGUUGGGGCAUGGCUGUACUUGUUACGUGCCUCUCGGCCACAUUAUUACUCGGGGCCACACACUAA